ACGUCGCUAUGGUAACGGAUACAAUUUAGCACAGAUUAGCAUGUUAGCGGGCGUCUGCCUUCUUUCUCUCUGUUGUUGUUUACUUGCGUUAUAUUAUUGACAUGCGAUGGAGGGGACAGACACGUACCUCAUACGACCUAAUCAUCAGCACAAGUUUAAGGCAGCCAUUGUGAAAGAGUGUAUUCGUGAAAUAGUGAGGGAGCGGCUGUCUGGGAUGCGGUACGACCCCGAGGAAGUCCCAGAGCUGUCCCGAUCACUGGCAGAUUGCAUUAAGGACAAAGUGAAGAAUGCAGGAUUUGACAGAUAUAAGCUUGUUGUGCAGGUGGUCAUUGGAGAACAACGAGGACAAGGAGUCAAGAUGUCGUCAAGGUGUUUGUGGGAUGCUGACACAGACAACUAUGCAGAAGAUGUUUUCAUGAACGACAGCUUGGUCUGUGUGGUGGCGGUUUUUGGAAGCUAUUACUACUGAGAACAAGAGGAUGAAAAGAUGAGAGUUGAACAUCCAAAUGGGACUCCUCAUCGGCAGACCUUCGGGUCCAUGGUGCACUGAUCUGAAGCAACUGUGUGUGGAACUGCUGCUUCUUGAGAUACACACAGAAAAAAAAUCUAGUGUAGAAGUGACGGAUAUCUGCACAGACACUGUAGUCGCUUUAAAAUGAAGGAAUUUACAAGGAUUUUCUGACUUGGAAAGAUGAUUAUUAUAAAGACUGAGGCCUCUUGUAUGGCUAAUAAAAUGUGGAUAAUUUGACAAGUAUCAUGUCAAUUUUUAGUCCUUAAAUGUCACCAAACAAGAAGUCAGGGUGAGUGUGUGAAUCCUGUGUGUUUAGAGGACUGCAGCAGUCGUAGUGCAGUACAGUGCAAAUUUGUACUACACUUCGGGUGCUUGACUUGCACAUCAUCUACAGUAGAGGUCAGUAUUUGUCUGUGAUUGACAACAUCAUGACAGGGAUAAUUAAUAAAAUCCAGCUAUGGUAAUUAUACAGAAAUUGAACAGGAAAUGCUUUGAAUAGAAUUUCAAGCUUGUCACAGCCUUCACAAUCAUAAACUUAAUUCUGCUCACCUCUUCACACACUGCUUUCCAAGGCCCUGAUGAUGAUAUUUUUCUUCCCACCUGCACUCAGAUUAAUCUGUACUUGUUGCCUCCGUUGGUUAGGUUAGUUUUCAUUCUCUCUCUUUCUUCUUAGCUUGGUCUGUAAAGAGUGAAUACAUUGUGCUCAACCAGGGAUGCUCCCCACUUACGCCAGAUCUACCCCUCCUCUCUCUCUCUGUCUGGUUUAAAUGGCUGUCUUUCAAAUUAAUUCUUGAAUUGUUUUGUUAAUAAACAUACGUUUGUCUA
Dicentrarchus labrax (European seabass) is the source of this 1336-nucleotide messenger RNA. RefSeq names its product dynein light chain Tctex-type 2B (gene dynlt2b). The record is from RefSeq and is a predicted model, not a curated record. Gene Ontology annotation, cellular component: cytoplasmic dynein complex; cytoplasm. Gene Ontology annotation, molecular function: dynein intermediate chain binding. The coding region runs from base 107 to 469 and encodes 120 amino acids. NCBI's taxonomy places the organism in Eukaryota, Metazoa, Chordata, Actinopteri, Moronidae. The transcript is spliced from 5 exons. Gene Ontology annotation, biological process: microtubule-based movement.